Messenger RNA from Colletotrichum orchidophilum, 384 nucleotides. RefSeq lists its product as uncharacterized. The transcript is spliced from 3 exons. The record is from RefSeq and is a predicted model, not a curated record. The coding region runs from base 1 to 384 and encodes 127 amino acids. NCBI's taxonomy places the organism in Eukaryota, Fungi, Ascomycota, Sordariomycetes, Glomerellales, Glomerellaceae.
AUGUCUUCGUCAAUAGAGAUGAACAGAUACUGGAUUCCCCGGUUGGACAUCCACAAGAAGAUCAUCACUCAAGAGCUUCCUUAUUAUCUCGGGCCGGAUGCAACGGUCAGACCGUACACAAAUGAGGGAGAAGAUGGAUUCCUCAUCACCACUCCGGGCCGUUGCCUGACAGAUGAGCAAAUCGAUGAUAUCUGCAGGAAAUCCAAGGACGUGUGGGAGCGCCAGGCGGCCAUCAGAGCACAAGAGGCAGACAAGCCCCUCAAAAGACCGUUACAUCAGCCGGUGGUGAUAUCCCAAGGGUCAAACGACUCGUCACGGGGGAGACACGAUGCGCACCGAAGCCACGAGCAGCAUCGACGUAACGACAACAGGCGGCGCGAGUGA